UUGUGCGGAGACGGGGAACGAGGCUGUUCCAUAGUACAUGACGGACUUAAAGAGCUAGUUAAAGCACCUGCCAUGGCAGGAAUGGGCUACAGGAAUCUGUUACUGUUACUUUUAAUAGUGGAGUGUCUACUCCCACGAGCACAAACACAAUGGCUGAUUUUUGGGGAUCGGAACAAACCUAAAGAGACUACUCCAGCUAUGGCCUUAACAAUCUCUAGUGAAGACACAGACCCAGAAUUUGAAGAAGAUAGUGACGAUAUCCUACUAACCAGAGCUCUAUUGCCUGAGACCCCAGAACCUCCAGGUAUAUAUGAAGAGUUAGAAGAUCUCAAAUCCCAAAAAGAAAUUUCUACAAAACCGACGACUCAAGAUCAACCACAUGCAGCAAGAAAGACAACAGUCUCCUCCACACAACAUCCUGAAAGAAAAAAUAAACUUGAUGUUCCAGAUGAGGAAAUUGUCCACACCAUACGAACUUCACACAGACCUCCAGAUGUAAUACAUAUCAAAGAGACGACUCCGCUCACUUCUCAGAAACAGACUACCAGUCAGCUCCACUCAACAACAAAAAGACCUCACCAGGAUGACCUACUUAUAAGCGAGGAAACUGAGAGAGUGAAACCACCACAACCAGCAUCUACACCAGCUAUUAAAACUCCAGGAAACGGUAAAGAGGAAGAAUUUAGGACACACUGGAUAAAAGGGGAUCUAGGAUCUUUUGAGGACAAAGAGCUUGAUAUAUAUCAGGUCAUAGAUGGAGUGCUAGGGAUAACAAAGUCUCACUCAGAUCCAAACAAGUCCGAUAUUUCUGCCUGUGUAUGUCCCGUUGUAACUGGACCACCAGGGCCAAAGGGUGAAACAGGAGAAGUUGGUUCUCCAGGAGCUCCUGGACUUCCAGGUAGCCCAGGUCGCAUCGGGGAGAGGGGAUUAGAUGGACAACCUGGACUACCUGGUUCUGAAGGACCACCCGGCCCACCAGGGAUACCAGGGUACUCUGCAGCAGGGGCCUCCACUGCCCUUGAUGAAGACAAAAUGGUUUUUCCAGCAGUGGCUGGUCCUCCAGGGCCUAAAGGACAACGUGGAUCUAUUGGGUUUCCAGGCCCACCAGGAUUACAAGGACCUGAAGGGCCACAAGGUCCCCCAGGGACUCCAGGACUUCCAGGUCUUUCUGGACAUCCUGGAAAUUCUGGUCCAGAAGGACCACGAGGAGAAGUAGGUCCUGAGGGUCUACCAGGUCCAAGAGGUUUUCAAGGGGCACCUGGGCUACAAGGCUUUGAGGGCCAGAGGGGACCUGAAGGCCAAAGAGGACCAGAAGGACCACCAGGACCUCAGGGACCCUCAGGAAUAGAGGGAAUGCAGGGACUCCCUGGCUCAGUAGGGACCCCUGGCAUGAUCGGAUUACCAGGUUUGCCAGGAAUGGAUGGAUCUCAGGGUCCUCCAGGUCCCGAGGGUCCAGAAGGCGCUGCUGGAAUACAAGGUUUACCCGGGACAAAGGGAGAGAAAGGUGAUACGGGUAUGCUAGGACUACCGGGUUCCAUUGGCGCACCUGGUGAAAAGGGAGAAAGAGGUAUGCCAGGUCCACCGGGAUCCUCGGCUGACGCUAAGUGCUGCAAUGAAAACGGCAUUCCAUCACCUCCUGAACAAUAUGCAGGACUUCCAGGAUUAAAGGGAGAGAAGGGUGACCCAGGAGAGGGCUGUUCCAGUUGCCAUGAAGACAAUCGAAUAGUGAUCCCUGGUCCCUCAGGUCCUGUUGGGCCUCCUGGGCUACCUGGUUCCCCAGGGCUACCUGGACCCCCUGGACCUCCAGGAGAACGAAGUGUUUCUGAAACAAACAUCCCCACAGAGGACAGCAGAUCAGACGUAUAUGGCUCCCUGCUCUUUUCUGGUGUUCCUGGAAGUCCUGGAUUACCAGGCCCACCUGGGCCUCCUGGACCUCCUGGAGUGGUUUAUGUUAAUAGAGUAUACCCAGUUCCUCACCGGCCCCAUUGCAAGCACUCGGUACCCAAAACUGAAUCAGUGGAUCCAGGCUCUGUUCCAGUUUCUGAUGAAGGCCAGAAAUAUCUGAAGGUGGAGAGUGUCAUCUUCCAGACUAAAAAGGAGAUGAUUGAGGCAUGGGAAGAGGUAACAGAAGGCAGCUUGGCAUAUGUACGGGAGCAGAACGGUGCCUUCUUCAGGACUAAUGUAGGAUGGAGCAAAAUAGUGUUACAGGAUUCUGACUCCAAUCUCCCAGCAGAUGAGCCAUUUGAGCAUGGUGAAUUUACAGAUGAUGACCCUCCAAAUCUAGUUGACAUUGCACCAGUGUAUGAAGAGCCUCAGGAUCGAUUUGAGAUUGCAUCCGUCCCACCCAGUGUCAGUGCCAGAAUACCAUCUCUCCGUCUAGUGGCUCUCAAUGUCCCACUCUCUGGAGAUAUGAGUGGGAUUCGAGGAGCUGACCUGCAAUGUCAUCGACAAGCCCAAGAGAUUUCCCUCUAUGGAACAUUUAGAGCCAUCCUCACCUCUUCAACUCAAUUGCUUUCCUCCAUCGUGAAGAAGACAGACCGAGGCCUACCUAUUGUUAAUUUAAGGGGUGAAAUCCUUAUGAAGAACUGGAAUUCCCUUCUGGAUAUUAAGACCCCUGUAUCGUUUAAGCCAGGUGUUCCUAUUUACUCCUUCAAUGGAAGGGACAUCAUGAAUGACCCUCUCUGGUCUCACAAAGCAUUCUGGCACGGCUCCAGCCAAAGAGGUACUCCUGUUCGUAACAGAAACUGCAGAGAAUGGAGAAGUCACAGUAACGUGGAAGGCCUGGGUUCGGCCAUUACCGGGAGAUGGCUAAUGGAUCACGACUCCUACAGCUGCUCCCAAACACUUGCUGUCCUAUGUAUAGAAAUAGCUUUCCCUUACCAUUACAUGUGGUGAGCAUGAGAUAAAGACUCACAGAGGAGGGAAAACCUGCACAUCCAUUUCCUAAAAACCCUUUUCAUGCUUAGUGCUAAAACUCCUAGAUAUGUAUCUUAAGUCCCCCAAGUUUUGACUUUGUUAAAGAAUCGAGUUACAACAAUCGGUCUAGAACACCCUAUUAGUUCAAUAUCAACAAAAUGGCAUUAUAUUUCAUAUAUCUUCUUCUUCAAUAUUAUUAUAUGUUAUAUAUAUUGUAAUAUUCCAGGGAAUGGAAUUUAAGCUAGUAUUUUGUUUAAAAGUGUUAAAUAAUGUAUUUGUAUCGGUCACCAGUCCUUAUCUUAUUGUCUAUCAAUAGUUACUGAUGUUUUAUUUAAUAUAGCAAUUGCCUUGACCUCUUUCUACAGCCAUCCCACUCUGGUGCUAUAUUGGUUUAUAUACCUUUGUAUCCUCUGUACUUGAUUCGAUUACAUCUACAAAGGAGAGCUAGGAUGUUUACAAUGCUGUAACCGGAUAUCAAU
Molecule: messenger RNA, 3395 nt
Organism: Pelobates fuscus (common spadefoot toad)
Lineage: Eukaryota; Metazoa; Chordata; Amphibia; Anura; Pelobatidae
Product: collagen alpha-1(XVIII) chain-like
Exons: 22
Coding region: 73-2895 (940 amino acids)
Biological process (GO): extracellular matrix organization
Cellular component (GO): basement membrane
Molecular function (GO): extracellular matrix structural constituent conferring tensile strength
Source: RefSeq, a predicted model, not a curated record